Molecule: messenger RNA, 844 nt
Organism: Camellia sinensis
Lineage: Eukaryota; Viridiplantae; Streptophyta; Magnoliopsida; Ericales; Theaceae
Source: RefSeq, a predicted model, not a curated record
GGAAAAUGCGGCCACAAUCUGAUGUGCCUCAAGCUAAGGCCUCAAAGUGUCCAAAAAUCACUGUAUUGUCUAGAAUUGUGACCUUGAUUUCACUAGUAAUAUCACUGGGCAUCAUGAGAAGCAACCGUCCCAUCUGGGUUGGUGGCUCUGCAGUGUAUUUCAUUGAUUACAAGAAAAUUGGAAGCUAUCAGUACAUGCUUGUUAGUAUAAUAGUGGGGCUUGCCUACAACUUGUUGCAGACUCCAUUUGCAGCCUACUAUGCAAUAAGAGGGAAAAGAAUCAUAAACAACACUAAAUUUCUCCUGUUUGAGUUCUAUGGAGACAAGGUCAUAUUGUCCAUAUUAGCAACUGCAGUUGGUGCGGCCUUCGGAGUAACUACAGAUCUUAAGACACUUUCAGAUGGUAACAAAGGAAUUUCAAACGAUGUUCGAUCGAAGUAUGAUGAAUUUUAUAGCAUGGCCUUUGUCUCAGCUGGUUUCCUUUUCAUCGGAUUCAUUAGUUCUGGAAUUUCUUCUAUCACAUCAUCGUUUGCUGUAACUAAAGAAGAAUAACUCCAACAACAACCAAAUAUAACCUCAAAACAUGUCAAGUUAUUAAUGAAUUGAUUUAAAUUCGUGAGUUUAUAUGUAUUUGUGAUUUCUGUUGUAUUUGAUUACAUUACAGUGCAAUCAAUUGGGCUAGUUUGGUUGGCCACUCGUGUAUCAUUGCCAAAGGCAGAGAUUAAUUAUUUAUCCUACUUUGAUUUAAAAUGUAAUUUUUAAUUAGAUUAUCAAAUUUGAGAUAAUUCCGAACUCGUCAUAAAAGUGUUGCUAUUAUUCUCAAUUUGACUUCUUCCUCGUUAUUU